AGGGUGGCAUGCAUUAUAUAAAUCAUGAGAACAACCAAAGGCUGAUUCCACGCAAUCUAUCUCACCUUCCAACAAUGUCAACACCUUCUCUCAUUCCCUUCUUCCUCCUGACCUUCAUCUUAGGCUUAGCCUCCUCCACUCCCUCCACGGCCGCGGCCGCGGCCACUGCCACAACCAAACCCGCUCCGCUCGUAUUCCCCCUCAAGAAAGAUGCUGCCACCAACCAGUACUACACCACCCUCCAGCUCGGGACUCCCCCCACCGCCAUGAACGCGGUCCUCGACCUCGCGGGCGAGUACACAUGGCUCGACUGCAGCAGUUACAGGUCCUCCUCCUACCGCCCCGUCCACUGCAACUCCUCCAGGUGCGAGGCCGCCGGCAGCCUCAGCUGCAAUGGCUGCUACGGCCCCGCCAAGCCCGGCUGCACCAACGACACGUGCGGCGUCUACGCGGCGAACCCAUUCCUGAACGUGCUCCCGGGCUCGGGGCUCGCAGAGGACGUCCUGGUGUUGCACUCCACGGACGGGAUCAAGUACAAGUCCACGAGUAAAUAUCAACGAUUUGCUUUCUCUUGCGUGGACGACGGCCUGAACGGGACGACGGAGGGACUAGCGAAAUCAACCAAAGGCAUUGUCGCGCUCGCGAGGAACCCGGCCUCACUCCCCACAGAGCUCUCCACGCAACUCAACCUCCCCCGCAUAUUCGCUCUCUGCCUCCCUUCUUCCUCCUCCGGAGCCGGCCACGGCGACCUCUACGUUGGCGGCGGCCCAUACACGCGACCUCCGAUCAAGCAAGACCUCGCGAAAUCGCUCCUCCGCACUCAGCUCCUCGUCAAUCCCGUGAAACGGGCCCCCGUCUACAGCGAAGGCGAGGCCUCCGACGAGUACUUCAUCGACGUAACUACCAUCAAAGUUGAUUUCGCUCCAAUCAGCUUCAAGUCCUCGAUCCUCACGAUUGACAAGAACGGCGUCGGGGGGACCAAAAUCGCCACUCUUACUCCGUACACGGUACUCCACUCGGCGAUCUUCAGGCCUCUGGUGAAUGAAUUCAUAAAGAAGGCGAUGGACAGGAAGAUCAAGAAGGCGGCGCCGGUCGCGCCGUUCGGGGCUUGCUUCGACGCGAAGACGGUGAAGAGCGGGGCGGCCGGUCCACACGUGCCGACCAUCGUGCUGGUGCUCCGGAGCGGCGUGCAGUGGAGGAUGGAAGGGGCGAACUCGAUGGCGAGGGUGAGCAAGGACGUGAUGUGCCUGGGGUUUGUGGAUGGAGGGUCCAAGCUGAGGACAUCCAUCGUGAUCGGAGCUCAUCAGAUGGAGGAUAAUCUGGUGGAGUUCGACGUGGGGUCGUCGACGUUUGGGUUCAGCAACUCGCUCCUCCUCCAAAACUCCAGUUGCUCCUCGAGAUCGUGACGUGCCUGGGGGCAUGUCAACUUUGCAUUUUGGCCCCUGACGUCCCCCUAUCUUAGCUCCUUCUGCAAUAUCUCCUGUUAAUUUGUAAUGGAGUUUCGUGAAAUAAAAAUGGCAUAACGAGUUCAUUGCA
Molecule: messenger RNA, 1536 nt
Organism: Syzygium oleosum
Lineage: Eukaryota; Viridiplantae; Streptophyta; Magnoliopsida; Myrtales; Myrtaceae
Product: probable aspartic proteinase GIP2
Exons: 2
Coding region: 9-1406 (465 amino acids)
Biological process (GO): proteolysis
Molecular function (GO): aspartic-type endopeptidase activity
Source: RefSeq, a predicted model, not a curated record